GAUAGAAUCUAACUAAACGGAAUGUCAGCUAGCUCAUCGUUAUUAGCAAUCUGGUGCUAUAACCUAUAACGUUAGUCCUAUGGCUAGCUGGGCAGAUUUGCAUACAAGGAAACAGUUAUACUUUCGUGAGGGAGCUAUGGUUCCCCUAUGAUUCACCCGCUAUUGUUCUGUCGAGGCGUCCAUGCGUGAGUCCUUCUGAGAGAGAGAGACCCAUGGCAAAGUGGCUGAGGGACUACCUGAAUUUUGGCAGUCGGCGCGGACCCCCCCAGCCCCCAACGCCAGACUACACAGAGAGUGAGAUCCUGCGGGCGUACCGCGCGCAGAAAGCGCUGGACUUUGAGGACCCGUACGAGUGCACUGAGCGGCAGCGGGACUCCCCCGGCAGCGGUAGUGACGACAGCGAAGGCUUCGAGGCGUUCGGCGCGGUGCUGCCCAACGGGCUUCAGGUGAAGGUGGUGUCGCCCAAACACCGCCUCAUCAAGGUGGACUCGCAGGAGUUUGGACGCUGCGCCCCUAUCCUCACAUCCAACUUCAGCAGCACACUUGCCUUUCAGGAACCCCCAUCUCCUCCGGUGGUCCCAUCAGCUCCUGCGGUGGGGGACACAGAUUACUCAGACCCGUUUGACGCCAGACCAGACCCCCGGGCCCGACCUGUCCAGGAGGUUCCGCCAGUUGAGUGUGGCAGCUACAUGGAACCCUUCGAGGCCCAGAGGGUUAUCACAGAGCUGCAGCAGGGUCAGCUGCUCUAUGACAGCCCGUAUGAAGAGCGAAGUGGCCGUCGGCUUGGGGCGGAGUCUGAAGAGGAGGAGCGUGAGAGCCGCCUCCCACAGGAUGACGAGCGGCCCGCGGACGAGUACGACCAGCCCUGGGAGUGGAAGAAGGACAACAUCUCAAAAGCUCUGGCAGCGGUGCAGUUUGAGGGCAGUGAGUGGGAGGACCAGGGACGUGCCCAACGCUGCAGCCCCACCACCAGUGGCAGUGCCAGCCUGCGCCACCCGUCCGACCCGCUCAACAUGCUGGGGGAGAGGGUCGACCCUCAUCUGUCUCUGGAGAAGCAAGUCUGGUACCAUGGAGCUUUGACUCGCUCCGAGGCAGAGUCCCUGCUGACACUGUGUAAGGAGUGCAGUUACCUGGUGAGGAACAGCCAGACCAGUCGGACAGAUUACUCACUCUCCAUCAGGAGCUGCCAUGGCUUCAUGCAUAUGAAGUUCUCUCUGUCCAGGGAAGGCAAGUACGUCCUGGGGGAGAACAGCCCCCCGUUUGACACCAUCCCCGAGGUCAUCUACUUCUACACCACCCACAAGCUGCCCAUCCGUGGGGCUGAACACCUCUCCCUGCUCUUCCCCGUGGUGGUGCAGACACUGUGAGGAGGCCCACCGCUACAGACACACACACACACACACACACACACCCUGCUGGAGUCUUGCCAUGGCAACCACACAACACAGAGGUAUCUCCAUGUCGACGACCUCACAUGGCAACAGCUUCACUCGCCCCCAGAGAAGUGCCUCCACAGCGAUGACUCCACACACCCCAGAGUGUGUCAGUCACCAAGAGUAUGUCAGUCACCAAGCAAGCAUCACAGUCUCUGUCACAGACUCCAUGUAUGAAUACCUGGACCCCCUGCACUCUCAGUGUUGGGGAGGGUGUAGUAACUCUUAGACUGUGCCCACACAAGCUCUGCUCUCCCAGCAUACGGGAUAGCUUAAAGUUUAAUUCAAUUACGUCAGGAUCCCUCAACAGUUUACAUAAUUGUGUGGGUUUUCUUGGGAUCUUCACUAGACUUUUUUGGAACAUCUUUGAUGAUCACUACGACAUCUGAAGACUUCUCUUCCUGCGCUCCUCAGUCACACUGCUCCCUCAGACACUGGAAGCUCUUGGUCAGCCCAUAGUGCUGAUGGGAAAUCAGACAUGCUUGGAGGGUCAAGCAAACCCAAAUAGACUCCCUAAGAUGGCUACCGCCAGGUGGCCUGCUACUAAAUCUAGUAUACCAUCUUAAUGAGGUAAUGUAUGGGGACUAACUCAGUGUUGUAAUGGUCCCAUCUUAAUGAGGUAUUGUAUCGGGACUAACUCGGUGUUAAUGUUAAGACUGGGGUAUCACACGAGACCUUUGAUCUCAUUUUCAACUUUAAAAAAAACAACAUUUUUUUAAGGGGAAACCUUUAAGGACUUUCACUUUCACGCUGAAGGGAUGCUAUGUGUUCUAUUUUCUUUGUGACUGUUAUGAGAAGUUACUCGUUACUGCAAACAUGUCAGCAUUCGUUCACAGGACCCCGUCUCUACCGAGACGAUUUGCUAGACGCAUCAGCGUUCGUUCACAGGACCCCGUCUCUACCGAGCGUUUGUUUGUUCGUUCGUUCACGAGAGAUGCCCUGCCCUGUUCUGGCACUGCACUGGCCUGCCGCUGGCACUGGGGUCUAAUGCCUACUAGAGCAGGCACUGAUGAUGCCCCCUCAGAUCCAGAGCGGGUACUGAUGAUGCCCACUACAGCGGGUGUUGAUGCCCUCACAGCCACAGGAAGGGUACACUGGUACCCACUUAGACAGAGCGGACAGCCUGAAGAUGGAGGGAGCCCUUUGCCCUGUCUGUCUGUCCGUCCGUCCACCGGCUCCUCUGCCGCCACAGUCAUACACUGGUUUCUUUUUUAAGCAAUACUGCACUCUUGCUGCCCUGCACCCGGCCCAUAAACACACACACACACACACCCUCAUCCUUACAUGACUAGUUUCAAUCAAUGCUUCUCUCAUCGGCAACAUUAACCUGUAUGUUUAACAAAAGUGUUAUUGGGGUGGUAGUAAAUCCUUUAUUAGAAACAGAGUAUUUCGGAAACAUAUUCCAGCAGCUAGCUCCUAGAACACCCUCAGUGCACUUAGUAUCCUAGCCUCCAACACACACACCUAGCGUUCAUGGGCUUCGGAAAACCCUUUUUCCCAGUGAAAACAUCAUCAUUCCGCUUCAGUCACAUCACGUAAUGUGUAAGUCAGAGGUCAGAAACUGGGGCUAGAUUUUGCUAACAGAGUUGCCCAGUUAGGGGCUCGUCGUCACUUUUGUCGUCAUGUUGUAGUUUGUUUGUAGUUCAUGUGGCCUUUCAUGUCCAACA
Alosa sapidissima (American shad) is the source of this 3100-nucleotide messenger RNA. Its product is annotated as SH2 domain-containing adapter protein D-like. NCBI's taxonomy places the organism in Eukaryota, Metazoa, Chordata, Actinopteri, Clupeiformes, Clupeidae. The transcript has 8 exons. Gene Ontology annotation, molecular function: phosphotyrosine residue binding. The coding region runs from base 213 to 1367 and encodes 384 amino acids. The record is from RefSeq and is a predicted model, not a curated record.